UUCAGCCACUCCCUCGAAAAUCACAAAACGCAACCGCGCCAUUUUGCCCUUGUUUAUCAGAAACAAAACACGUCGAAUUCGAAGUCAGCUACUACCUCGAAAACCAAACCCUCGCCGGAAAACCCAGCCGUACUUAAGCUUCGUAAGAAAGAAGGCCGCCGGAAAACGUUACAAACUCCAGUAAAAGAGUGAAAUGGAACCACUACAGAAGAUUUCUGGAGGAGGAGCAGAAACACUUAAAAAUAUGCCUCCUGGUUCGUCGAUUUCUAUUGCAUAUCACCCCAAUUUUGGACCUCAUGAUGAUCUUAUUGUUCUAGAGCUCGAUGAGAAACUGAUCCCGGAUGUUUUGAAUGAAAGGAUGGUCUUAAGAGGACAGCCUGAUGAGGAUGUGGUUCUUUGUACUCAAACAAAAACAUAUGCUAUGAAAUUUGUUGGAACUUCCAACUCUGUUUUGCUUGUACCACCAGAAAAUCAAUCAGAAUCGUAUGAAAAUCAGCAGAAGAAUGACAUUAACAAUACUGAUGAGAAAGCGGUUGCACGUAUAAUAAAAGUCGUACCUGGUAGUUUGGAGCUUAUUGAGGUUUCCCCCAAACUUGAUAAACUCAAAUUGCUUCUUUCAGAAAACACUUACAAAUUUGACGAAAAUGACAUGGAAAUUUUAGAAGAUAAUCAGGAGUCAAGAGUGGGAUUAUAUAACUGGAAUGAUCUUAUAGACAAUAUUCAAGCUAGUGAUGGGGAAUUAAGAUUUGGUUUGCAGGCUCUUUCUGCUGUGGAGAUUAAUGGGUAUUGGAGAUUAGUUGAUGAGAGCUACAUGGACAUGAUUCUGGGAGUGCUUUUGAAAAAUUCAGUGUUGAAUGACUGGUCACUCAAUGCUCUAAAUGAAGAUGAAGUUGUGAAUAUGCUGGAAUCAGACGGAUUUCCGAUGGUUCUUGCAAGGCAUUGCUUGCAUGUAUAUGCCAAGCAAGUAAAAGAAAAUGAUUGCAUGGAAAGCUGUGUGUGGAAGUUGGAUGAGAAGCGGGUAUGCAUACACUUUGCAAGAGAAAUCCUGAAAGGGGGUAAGAGGAAGUUAGAGAGUUUUAUGGAAGAAUGGAGGAAGAAGACUCCAGACGAAAUGCAGCCAUCUUUUGAUCUUAUGGAAGGAGAGGUAUUGACAGAGAAACUUGGAGUUGAGACAUGGGUUCGUGCGUUCCGCGUCUCUUCUUUGCCUUCCACUCCAGCUGAACGAUUCUCCAUUCUUUUCAGAGAGCGUGCAAAAUGGGACUGGAAAGAUCUGCAGCCCUAUAUCAGGGAUCUGAAUGUACCAGGUCUUUCUGCAGAAGGUUUAUUACUCAAAUACACUCGAAAGACACAACCAUCACCUAAUCAAGAUCCAGUUUUCAGUGCAAGAUAGUAUGUGCUGAUAUAUUCUUCACAGUUCUUAUGGAUUUCCCUCGUUUUAUUUAAACUGACCGUAAGCAUAUUGCUGGCUUAUAAAAAUUUAGGACCAUCUUUUAUUUUUCCUGUUUUAAUUUAGACAUGUAAUAUCAAGAAUUGAUGUAGGCACUGCUUCAAAAUUUAGAACAAACUUAGCAGAAAGAAUCAUUUUAGAGUGAUAGUCGGUGUCUUUCUUUACUUUUUUGGAAAUUAUGAUUCACUUCUAAAAUGCAAAUCUAUCAAAAUACGGAGACUUAAAAAUGAAGUUUACAUAAUACUGUUAGGUAAAACUCUAUGUUUGUGACAGAACCUGAUUGCCCGGUUCUGGUAGUAAAUUAGUUACCUAUUGGAAUUGCAUUUCAUUUUUCUAAAUACUAACCAACAUAGAAGAAUUACUUUUACUUUUAGGGGAGCUGCUUAUGUAAAACUGUAAAAGAAAAACUACCAAAAACAAAACUCAACGAUUGUAUCAUAUGAAGAUUAUAAUUUACAGAAACUUCAACCCAUGGACAGAAGUAAUUCUACUAAACAAAUAUAAGAUUUGAAUCACAACAGAUAUUAUUUUCAAAUUUGAAAUAAAUUAAAUAUGAACUUAUCCUAAAACAAAUCAUAAUAUAUAGUUAUAGUAAUAAAUCAAAUCUAAACCAAAUCUAGUUCAAAUUUAAGCUAAUAUCAAUUCAAAUUUGGAUUAAAAGAAAGCAAUCUUAAAUGGUAGGGUAUGGGCAAAUAAAGAUAUGCAAAUAGAAUAUAACACAACAACAGGGUGUAGAGUGUCAUAUGGUAGGGUAUGGGUACUUGGAGAAAUUAUCAAUGGUGGGAUUAUGGGAGGCAAAGCACCCUGAGAAAAGCUCCAAGGACUAGGAAGCAGGGAGCCCUAACACAGAUUUUAGGUGCUUCAAUUUUCCUAAGGUUUAAGGUGCUCUUAGGCAAGUCCAAGUCCUCAACUUUUGUUCUUGUCGUCAAGGAAGUUGGAGAACACCUCCUAAACAGGGUUUAGGAUCUUGCCUUUUAUCUUAAUAUCUUCUUUCCCUUCUAAUGCCUUGAUAAUGUCUAUGUUGAACUGAGUUUGAAUGAAUUAAUCCCGUAAGUGUUACAUAGACUUCUUUGAGUGAGAUAUUUUGUUGGGACGUAUAGGGACUUAAACCUUCAAUUGAUUAGGACUCAAUGAAAUAAUUCUUGAGUUGUCAAACAACCUCUUGAUGGAUUUUAAGCAACAAAAAGAUAAAGGUUAUUGCAAAAAUUAAAGACAAUAGAAAGAAUAAGAGACUUGGAAUUAAGAUCAAAGAUGGAAAGGGGUAUAGUGCAAAAUUAAAACAAACUUGUAAAUGAAGAAUACAAGAAUGAAAGUGUAACUCUCUACUUGUUAUAUAUGUGUAUUAAAUGUGCUUAUAAGUGUGUAUUGGAUUACCUUAUAUUAUAUGAUUUGGUCAAUGUUUGUGUAGUUAGAUUCGUUAGUAAUCAAAUUAUGUGCAAUUCUGCAGUAGUUAAUUGAUUAAGCUCCAUAUACUAAUUGAUUAGGUAGUGGCUAACUAUAGAGUAUAGACCACUGUUAUGGUCUCACUCGGGUCUGGGAUAGCGUUGACACAGUCUUAGACGCGGUAGAACCUUUCCUUCUCA
Molecule: messenger RNA, 3030 nt
Organism: Vicia villosa (hairy vetch)
Lineage: Eukaryota; Viridiplantae; Streptophyta; Magnoliopsida; Fabales; Fabaceae
Exons: 4
Coding region: 194-1390 (398 amino acids)
Biological process (GO): mitotic sister chromatid cohesion; maintenance of mitotic sister chromatid cohesion
Cellular component (GO): chromosome, centromeric region; nucleus; Ctf18 RFC-like complex
Source: RefSeq, a predicted model, not a curated record